Molecule: messenger RNA, 1115 nt
Organism: Centruroides sculpturatus (bark scorpion)
Lineage: Eukaryota; Metazoa; Arthropoda; Arachnida; Scorpiones; Buthidae
Gene: PIG-C
Product: phosphatidylinositol N-acetylglucosaminyltransferase subunit C-like
Exons: 7
Coding region: 140-1018 (292 amino acids)
Biological process (GO): GPI anchor biosynthetic process
Cellular component (GO): membrane; glycosylphosphatidylinositol-N-acetylglucosaminyltransferase (GPI-GnT) complex
Source: RefSeq, a predicted model, not a curated record
GAAUGUUUAAAUUCAAAUUUCUCACACGACAAUUUUGCCAUCUGGCGAUAAAAAUCAGAACUUUACAUAGAAACACGUGAGAAGUAGAAGCGUGUUGUUUUGGUAAUUUAUAUGAUUUUAAAUGUAAACAAAUAAUGACAUGGGACGUAAAAAAUCGAAUACAAACCAAAAAAGAGAAUGGAAAAAGGUACUUUACGAGAAACAAGGAGUUGCUGAUCAUUAUGUAGAUGAUUCAUUUCUUUCUGAAUUGAAGAAGAAUGUGAAUCUCAGGUGUUAUACAUUGACUGAAGCACUUGUAGCCAUGACAAUAGUAACACAAGAAAUAAGUUGCACUUUUAUUUUCGUAAUGAUCUUUGUUUAUUUGGACUAUGGGAUAAUUACUCCUAUAACAACUCUCUUUGGAGUUGGCAUCACCACAUUCUUGUCAUACAUCUUGUAUAUCAUUAUUGAAUGGAAAAUAAGUUUUAAAUUCAAGACUAUUAGUAAGAUUUUCUCUGAAUGUAAAAGCUUUAUGAUUUUUCUCAUUUUUGGCUAUGGUUUAUCACCAAUUUUAAAAACACUCACAGAAACAAUAAGCACUGAUACCAUUUAUGCUAUGGUUACGUGCACGAUGAUUACCCAUAUCGUCUUCCAAGAUUAUGGAGCAGAUGCAGCAAUUGUUUCUAGUACUCUAUCCCUAAAUGCAGCAAUAUUUGGGGCUGUCUGUUUAGCGUCGAGACUUCCCAGCACGACUCACGCGUUUACGCUUUUAACAUCGGCUGCCGGAAUAUUUGUUCUAGCUCCUUUCAUGAGGAAAACAAUACAGAAAGUUUCAUUGAAGCUACAGACAAUAGUGUCUAUAAUAUUGACAAUUAUUGCAUUGAUUGCAAUAGGAAGUAUUUCUUAUAUUUGUGCCAUUCUCUUCAUAUUAUUAAUAUUUUUUAUUAAUUUUAUUUGUCCAGCUGGAUUUAUUUAUUGCCAGAAAUAUAAAGAAAAUAUUUAUGGCCCUUGGGAUGAAGCUGUUAUUAAAGAUAGCUGAUUUUAUGAACAUUGCAAAUAAUUUUACAUCAAAAUUUGAUUAUUUAAUAUUUAUUAAAGUGUUUUAAUGUAAAUAUGUUGAAAGAAAAAAUUGCAAC